CUGGGUUUUAAAAAGUAUGUUAGUUAUUAAUUCAGGAGUAUUAAUUGAGUAUUGUGCUAAGUGCAGAUUUCAAGUUCAGUUCCAAACUAAGCAAGUAAAACUUUCUCUGUCAACUGUUUUAGUACUACUAAAAAAAAUGUACAUUGAGCCUUCUGGGUUUUUAAAGCCUUGUCACAAGGCUUUGAUCUUUGCAGCCUGCCCUUUGACAGAUAAGGUGAAUAUUUUCUCUGCCUUACAGACAGGGGUCUGCCUUUUAUGGCAAUCAUUUUAUAUGCCUUAAAUAUUUUAAAGAGGCUGGUGAGAGUUCCAACAGUAUCCCUAGAAGCACCUAUUUACCUGUGACUCAGAAGGAUCAAAAAUAUAAAGUGUUUAAAACCAAAUAUGGGUCAGCAUUUGUGUCAUCAAGAAAUCUCCUGGGGAGCUAAUAUCCCCUGUAUUCUUCAGCAUCCCCUACUGUUUUGGUGUGGAUAACAAAUGUUUCCUGAGUCUUUUUGUAAGAUGCUAUAUCAAUGCAACUUCAAUGCCCCAUUCUAACAUCAAAGUCCUGUAAAGGUACCUACCUUGAAACUGACACUGACCAGGUUCUGCUCUCAUUUGGCUGUAACUUUUUAUGUAACUUAAGCUAGUUUUAAUUUUUCUUAGACCAAAUCUUCAUCUCUAUGGUGAAGGAUUAGAUUUUGAAUUUUUGAAGAUUACUCCACUCUCUGUGAGUAUUAUACAUUACAGCUGUAUAAUGUUACAACACUUCUCAUUUCUGUAUCCAGGAAGAGAUACACUUUUUAGUUAGAUAACAUGAUUCGGUUAGAUACAUUCCAAGACAGGCUCACCUAAUUUUGAAAAGAAAAACAUCAUAACAUACAUAGAAAAAGAGAUUGUGUCAUUGCUAAUGGGCUUUGCCAACUACAUGUUCUAGUUUUUAAAGGGGGACAGUACCCAACAUCUUUUGUGAGUUGAUAUCAAAUAACUUCAAGAUUGUAUUAAAUAUGCACAGACUUGAUUGUUGUACUUCUGAAAAAGUGAUUUGCUUGCUGGGAUAGCUAGAGAGGAAAGGAUUCCUGUCUUCCAACCUUGUCAGAAAGGCCAUGCCAACAUAAAAAUGACACAUAGGAAGUCAUAAGCAGCUGCAGCAGCACAAAAAAUAGUGUGGCCAAAGUCCUAAUACCAUCAAAAACCAGUCAACUCCACCUUCUAUGGAAAACCAUCCCAGUAGAUAAGCAGACCUAAACUACAUCAAACAGUGCUCCAGGGGGAACAAAGAUAUUUUUUACCUUUGAUUUAGAGCCCAUAUCUUUUUAAAUAAGCAUUGAGUCCACAAAUAUCUUUUGAAUACUCAUUAUGUGCAAGGUAUAGUGCUUAGCACUGUGGAGGUGUUGGGGAGAAACCUAGAAGAUAGACUCAAGCAGUUAAAUAUACUUUGUGUAAAUAAAACGUGUUUAAAGGUGCACGUUUGCCAGUUCAAGAAAUGACACCACGUCAGUCAAGACUAAAUAAGGUUCAGUUUUAUUUGGGUCCAUUAAUGAUGCUGUGUUUGGUUGCCGGACAUGUUGUACCUACUUUUUCAGCCAUCUCCAUGACGUCCAGUGGACAGCUGAUGAGAUGUUAACUGACCAGUUUCCCAGGGAUGCUUGCAUUUGUAUAUUGGACAUAAACUUCUGUCCUGCUGGCUGCAUGAGCCUGAAAGACGGAGCUGGAGGCUCUUCUUGAAAGUGCUGGAGUAAAUGGGGGAAGCCUGGGCCAAGCAGGCUGGAGCUGUGGCUGGCAGGUCCUGCCGCACAGCACUUUAUGUAACCGGCCCAUGGAGAAUAUCUAACAGGCUUAGCAGUAGAGGAUGGAGGAAUCAAAGAGGGAAAAGAGUGGGUUGGUGGGUUUAGGGACUCAAAGGAGGCAAUCAUGACAGCGAUUUAAUAGCUAAAUCUAAACUAAGCAAACCUGCCAAGGCCACCCACUUAAAAAAAUCUGCGAGCACAUCCAAAGCACCCGAGCAUGCUAGCUGGAACCACAAGGAAAGGACAGCAUGCGCCUAAUGGAAAUUUGAAGGUUGACUUUAUGUGGAGGGCAGAUCUGAGUGCUAUUUUACUUCUGAGCAGAUUUCAUUUGCCUGACAAAGUGAGUUUGGUGGUGGUCCCUUUGGAGCACUGAGGGACCCAAGCAUGCAGGAGAAAAAGCCCCUGCUCUUCUCUCGGAGAUGCUGACUGUGCCAUGCAAGUUCAAGGGCACAGCCACAUCUACCAAAAAGGAGAAAGAAAAAAAAGCUCACAUAAAAAUGAAUUGAAAAGAGUGGUGGAGGAGGGAAAGAUUGAAGAGGAAACUAAAAAGCACAGGUUGUCCAACUGGAAGAAACCUGCCAGCUGGGAGGCCGAGGAAAUCUGCUACCAUCUGGAUAUCCACACAGCAGUAGAAAAUGCACCCUCUUUUGUAUUUUGAAUUGGCUGUCAAGAAGCUCAAAGCUGCUUCUGAAUGCUUAUCUCAUCAGUACACAGGUAGAAUAACAUAAUAUUCUUAGGGCACACUGAGGUUUAAAAAAAAAAGUUUCAAAAGGGCCAGAGGCUGAAGGCUCCAGAGGAUGGGCAUCAGAGGAAUAUUGGUAUUCUGCCGGUGGUGGUUCAGGGACACACACAGGUUAGGAGGUUCUGAAUUCUGCAUUGGACUAUUAUAGGGGUGUGUGUGCAUCCCACAUAUAGCCUAUAUGUUAUUAUAUAUUAAUACAUAGUUACUUAUGAAUUGGCCUAUUUAUGAUAUAUGUACAUAUCCUCUAUAUUAUUAUAAUUCUAGGUUCAUAUACUGGCUUAUAUUUUGUACUUAUUCUUUCCUAAUACGGAUUUACAUCUUUUAUUUCUCUUUACAAAGUUUUGUUUUUUAAUUUCCAACUUUAGGUAAAACGUGUACAAAUUUAAAAUAAUUUGUGUCUUAUUUGGUAUGUUUACUGUGGACAGGCACUAUGCGUUUACUUCUGUAAGACCACAGCAAUAAAAAUAAUGCCUAUUUCUUGGCAGUGUGGGGAACCCAGCUCUUCUAAGGACUGGAUGAAAUCACUUCAAGUAACACACUUGGCUAAUGCCUGGCAGACAUUACAUUAAUAUUAUUAUUUUCCAUUAAUGCUUAAAGUAGCCUGUUGCAAUAAUACUAAUACUAUUUCCCUUUGGGAUGGCAGAAUGAAAAAUGCAAAGCUUCCAAGAGUGACGCGCUGGCCCCUUACCUCAUAGACGCAAGGAGAGUCCGGGCCAAGAUUAGGAGGCUUUCUUCCAAAACUUUAAUCCUCUUGGCGCCUCUUGUGCCGCGCGUCAGCAACCCAGGUCAAACGUGGAGGGUGUUUUAAUGCUGGUCCCCGGUCUCCCCAGAGCUACCCCAGUACCGACCUGCCUGACUCGGUCCCGGGUCAGUCAGACCGCGGAGAAGGCAGACGUGGGGUCGGCCUCGCAGUCUGGCUCCGCGUACCAGGGUUAGUUAGCGGAUAGAGGGAUCCUAGAGGGAUCGAGGGCCAGAGGCAAGUCAGCACCGCGAAGCCGGCCCAGGGUCGCGCAGGGCAGGCUCAGUCACAGCCUCCCCGGAGGCUUCCGGAACGCACACACGUUCCCUUGAGGAGCAAAAUGAAGUGGUUUAUUGGUUUCAUGGCUUUCAACCCAAAUUGAGAUCCAGCGGCUUUCAAGCCAGAUCUCGGCAGGCUCUGCAUGUUAAACCCAACAGUUACUUUAUUCCCCCCUCCCUUUUUUUUGUUAAACGAAGCCUAAGGGCAGUUCCUUCUUGUGCACCCGCCCUUCCCGGUUCCCGUCGCUGGUCUGCGCACCCGGUGUGCGCCCCGAGGGUCCACCAGCGCGCCGGGGCUUGCGGGCUCCCCCGGGGGAGUCUGCGUGCAGUGGGAUACGGAGUUUGUCACGAGCCUGCAGCGAUGGGUCCUCUCCGGAGUCACUGGAACUGGGAGUUACCGUCCCACCACCGAUCAGAUUUACUGCGCUGACCGCCGCCGCGCACUGCUGGGGACCCGUGGUUCCCUCAGCUAGAGGUAGUUUGCAGCUUGCUGCUGCUUAAGUGGGUACAGGGCGUGCAGACAGAAAGAUCCCAAAUACAGGACGUACAUCGCUUUAAAAAGUUUCUUAAAAUGCACUUACGUCUUUAUGAAAGUACAUGGACGCAAUUAUAUGUAUGCACUAAAAAAUACCUAAUUCUGCACUGAUUGCAAAAGAGCUCUUUCUGGCGGUGAUGGAACUAUUCUCUAUCUUGUUUGGAGACAGUGAUCAUAAAGAUGAAUUGAGUUUUCAAAACUCGUAGAAACUUUAUACUGAAGAUCUUUUGUAUCGUGUGUGAAUUUUACGCCAAAAACCCGGAACAUAAUUCUGCACGCAGAAGAGAAAUUACUAAGAGCCACUGCAAAUCGCACACAUGAAAGCUGAUUGAAUGCAGCUGUAAAUGUGUAUUUUAGCCACUAAGCGCAACUCUGUGGGGUUACUUAUUUACGCAAGCUCCGCGCAGCCAGGAAAGGGACUAAAAGCCUGAUGACAUCACUCGGGGCGGGGCCGAAAGUCCUAAGAAAAGUCGGCGGGAGGCAAGCAGCGCAGCUGUCAGGCACAGCCUCACCAUGAGCUGUUACAACACCUCGGAGAUCCAUGUCCUCUGUGGCUCCGGUCAGCUCUUCCUGCAGCCCCUCUGGGACUGCUUGAGGACGCGGGAGACUCUCAUCCAGUCGCCCUUCUUCCCGGUCAUCUUCUCCAUCACCACCUACAUGGGCUUCUGCCUGCCCUUCGUGGCGCUGGAUAUCCUGCGCCCCUGGGUGCCCGCGCUGCGUCGCUUCAAGAUCCACCCCGACUUCUCGCCCUCCGCUCAGCAGCUGCUGCCCUGCCUGGGGCAGACACUCUACCAGUACGUGGUGCUCGUGCUCCCCACGACUCUGCUGUAUUGGGCCAGCAGCCCGGCCCCCCUGCCCCCUGAAGCCCCCGAGUUCCUCCAGCUGGUGCGCCACGUCGUGUUCUGCCUGCUGCUCUUUGACGCUGAGUUCUUCGCAUGGCACGUCCUGCACCACAAAGUGCCCUGGCUGUACCGGACCUUCCACAAGAUGCACCACCAGAACUUGUCCUCGUUCGCGCUGGCCACGCAGUACAUGAGCGCCUGGGAGCUGUUCUCCUUGGGCUUCUUUGACCUGGUAAACGUCACGCUGCUCGGGUGCCACCCACUCACCGUCAUGAUCUUCCACGUGAUCAACAUCUGGCUGUCGGUGGAGGACCAUUCAGGCUACGACUUCCCCUGGUCCACCCACAGGCUGGUACCGUUCGGGUGGUUUGGGGGCGUGGCACACCACGACCUGCAUCACUCUCAUUUUAACUGCAACUUUGCCCCUUACUUCACACACUGGGACAAAAUACUGGGAACUCUGCGGUCUGCUCAAGGCAAGUAACCACGCACCGUCUGCCCGCCAGGCGUGUGGUUGCGGUGAGCAGCGAGUGCCCCUCUGACCCAAGACCGCUGCGCAUUCACACUUGAAUCAGGAGAAACACACCUGAGCUUUUUGUUAUUUUUUUGUAGGUAAUUUAUUACGUGGUGGGACUUUGUAGAUAAAAUCUGAUUAUUUUUGUAAUCUGAUAAAGUAAUUUAUAUCAUUUGUGUAUAUCAACAAUUAUACUCUUGGUGUUGAAUUCUAGCCCACUUCAAUAGCCUUGAUUCCUGGAUAUAAAUUAGACACUCAUCACUGGCAUAUUGAAAUCAUCUCUAAAAAGAUUUGUUUGUAGGACAAAGAAUUUCCUAUGUUCAAAAGUAUCCUAGAACCAAGCUAAAAGAACAUAUUUUUAUGGAGAAUCUGAACUCUGGCUAUACAAACAAGGAGACAUGUUCCUGCUGGACAGUGACCAAGAUUACUGUACUUUUUUCUGUUUUUUUUGUAACACUGUAUAUUUAUAUUGAAAGGAAUGUUAUUUGUGCUUAAAAAAAAACCGGUCAUAAACCAUAAACCAAA
Messenger RNA from Manis javanica (Malayan pangolin), 5941 nucleotides. It is a transcript of the gene CH25H, whose product is annotated as cholesterol 25-hydroxylase. NCBI's taxonomy places the organism in Eukaryota, Metazoa, Chordata, Mammalia, Pholidota, Manidae. Gene Ontology annotation, biological process: lipid biosynthetic process. Gene Ontology annotation, molecular function: iron ion binding; oxidoreductase activity. The record is from RefSeq and is a predicted model, not a curated record.